Megalops cyprinoides (Indo-Pacific tarpon) is the source of this 621-nucleotide messenger RNA. RefSeq names its product fibroblast growth factor 16 (gene fgf16). Bases 1 to 621 code for a protein of 206 amino acids. The record is from RefSeq and is a predicted model, not a curated record. Gene Ontology annotation, molecular function: growth factor activity; fibroblast growth factor receptor binding. The transcript has 3 exons. NCBI's taxonomy places the organism in Eukaryota, Metazoa, Chordata, Actinopteri, Elopiformes, Megalopidae. Gene Ontology annotation, cellular component: cytoplasm. Gene Ontology annotation, biological process: animal organ morphogenesis; positive regulation of protein phosphorylation; cell differentiation.
AUGGCAGAGGUCGGAGGCUUUCUUGGGGCACUCGAUUUGGAUUUACAAGGGUUUCCUGCGCUCGGGAAUAUUCCUUUGCCGGAAUCGCCUGUGGGUUUGAAUGAGAGAUUGGGACAGAUCGAAGGGAGGUUACAGCGAGGCUCUCUGACGGAUUUUGGCCAUCUCAAAGGCAUUUUACGCCGACGGCAGCUGUACUGUCGGACGGGUUUUCACCUGGAGAUAUUUCCUAACGGAACUGUGCACGGAACCAGACAGGACCACAGCAGAUUCGGGAUUUUGGAGUUCAUCAGCCUGGCUGUGGGGCUGGUCAGCAUUCGGGGAGUGGAUGCUGGACUCUACCUGGGGAUGAAUGAGAGGGGCGAGCUCUAUGGGUCGAAGAAGCUGACAGCAGAGUGCGUGUUUCGGGAGCAGUUUGAGGAGAACUGGUACAACACUUACGCCUCCACACUGUACAAGCACGCGGACACCGGGAGGUUCUACUACGUGGCCCUCAACAAGGACGGCUCCCCCAGGGAAGGGGGCAGGACUAAAAAGCACCAGAAACUGACCCACUUCCUGCCCCGGCCUGUUGAGAUGGAGAAGAUCCCCCAGGCCUACAGGGACCUGUUCCAGUACAGGUGA